UUCAACGUAUGGACAGCUGGUAUUAAAAUGAUUUCAUAUUAUAUUUCACUUAAUUUUAUUUUAUUUGUGAGUGCCCAAAAUGAGCUUUAUAAAGGAUACAAAGUGUAUAAUAUCAAAUUCAACUCGGAACAACAACAAAACACAUUUAAAACGUUGAAUAAUGGCGUCAUUGACUUUUGGAGGGCGCCAUGUUUCAAACAUGGCGUUGUUGGUCAAGCGAUGGUGCCACCAACACACGUUGAUUGGUGGGAAGAUAUAUUACAGGAUUUAGGAGUAGAAAGGGAGAUUUGGGUAGAAGACGUGUAUGGUUAUUUGGCGAAUUCCAAUAUAAUUAAAUUAAGUGAGGACACAUUCGAUUUCAACGGUUAUUACAGGUAUGAAAAAAUUCUAGAAUACAUGCAGAAAUUGGAACUGGAGCACCAAAAUUCACCAAAUUUUAAUGUUGAGUUGAUAAAUGGAGGCAGUACAGAUGAAGGACGACCACUCGUGUAUAUUAAACUUAGCAGAACUUCAUCAGCUCCAAAGCCAGUUGUAAUCAUAGAAGGAGGAAUAAAUCCUAGAGAAUGGAUAACAGUACCCGCGGCAUUAAAUGUAGUUGAUAAACUUAUCGAACAGGAAAGAUUUUUGGAUAAUUUUGAUUGGAUAAUCGCGCCAGUUGUAAAUCCCGAUGGAUAUGAAUAUACACAUACAAAUCUUCGGUUUUGGAGUAAAAACAGAAGUAUACGCAGCAAUCUUGGAGCCAUUUGCCCUGGAGUCAACAUCAACCGCAAUUUUGAUAUCGACUGGGGUGUUUCUAGUGCAAGCUCAAGUCCUUGUAGCCACAUAUACGCUGGUAUAGAACCAUUUUCAGAACCGGAGUCUCGCUUCCUUAAAUCAAUACUUGAAGAAUAUAAGGAGACAUUAACUUUGUAUUUCUCUUUGCAAAAUACAGGAGGUUUUUUAGCGUAUCCUUGGCAUUAUGAGAAAGCUGCAAGUGGAAUGUUUCGGCAGCAUUAUCUGCUUGGUCUUGAUAUGAUCAAGGCAAUGGGAGACAAUUAUACGCAAGAUGUUGGUUCCAUAGCAUAUGGAGAUAGAAUAUCUGGUACUAGUUCAGAUUAUAUGGCUAUUAACGAAGUACUCUAUGCUUUCAAUAUUGAUGCAGCACCAAGAGGUAGUGAAGGUGUCGAAGUAGCUGUAGAAGAUAUAGGAAUAUUUAUUGAUAAAGUUUGGCAAGCCAUACGCAUUGCUGCUAACAAUUUUAUUCCAUAAAAUUAUGUUGAUUCUCUGUGCUUGUUCAAUAGUAUGUUUAAUAGUAAUGAACAUCCUGAUCGUUUUGUUAAAUCUGGAAAAUUAGAAAUAGAGCUGUUCGAAGUUUUAUAAAUAAGUCAUAACGGUCAUUUAUUUUCUUAAAAUUGAUUCCUAUACAUUUCUUAUGAAAUUUAAACAUUCAUGAGAAAAACUGAGGACACGAGCAACGGAGCAAGAUGUUUGCUGAUUUUAAAUGAUACGUCCAGUCUAUAACAAUAUCGUUGCAUUACAUACAAGGCCAUACAGCCGUAUUCGUUAUUUAAUAAUUAAUUGUCAAAGCCAUCUUUGCAAGAUAUUUACAAUAUUGUUAUUUCUACAAGCGAACGUAGAAUAGUAGAAGGAAUAAAUAUUUAUAAGGAUUUUUGCUUUCUUACGUCAAAGAAGUAAAACUUCUUUUUAUUAUUUUUUUAUAUGCUCACUUUGCAAAUAAGACAGUUCAAACUGCUGUGGUUAAUACAUUUUUAUAAGCUACCAACUAUAGAACUUUCUUUCCCCUGUUUCAUUCCCACAAAGUUCUAAAUUUUUAAAAAGCUAGAACAAAUAUUUAUUUAUUUCUUAUCAUGUGGCUGAAUACAAAUAUUCAUGGUGUUAUCUUCGGUAGUGACGAACUUUCAUACAAACUUCUACCCCUAUUUCAACCCCGCCAAGCCUUUUAUUCGCGAUAAAAGGUAGCCUAUGUCCUUUCUUAAGGUCUUGUCUAUCCCUGUAUGAAAUUUGUGAUUGCCUAAGAAGCAAAGUAACAUUCACAUUUAUAAUAACAUAAUUAAGUUUCUCUCUCACUAGCUACAGCGCCUUAACUUAAACACAUUAAUGCUUGGCGACUGAAACAGUUCAUUCGCCACAUGAUUUUUUUUUUUAUAUUUUAAAAGUGAACAAACAGUGCAAGAAACUCACCUACAAAGAUUGAAAAAUGUAUAAAACUGAGCUAAGAGCAUUGAAACCUCAAAAAGAUUCCAUAAAACUAUUAAUGCUACAAAUCCGAAGCACAAUCUCACAAAUGGGUUUACCUUUGCGGUAUCAUAAGAUUGAUUGUCUAUUAUUGAAAUUUGAUUCUCGCCUUUGUGGGAAAAAUCUCAUUUUAAAAUUCACCGGAAUUCCCGAUCGCUUGAAUUUAAUAUCGCAAAAGAACCGAUUAUAUCCAAUCGGUAUUCCAUUAUGUUUGGGAUUUUAUUUGAAAAUUAGAUACACUGAUAUUGGUUCUAUUUGGUACCAAAUCUUGAAGAAGAAAAGCUAUAUGUGUAACUUUUAUUCUUUAUGUAUAAGUAUAAUAUUAACUGAAAAUCCAGAAUGGAGAAAGUAUUUGAUUCUACGUGAAUGCUUUCACAUUGUAAAUCCCUACUAAUAUUAUAAAUGUGAAUGUAAGUUUGUUUGUUACACUUUUAUGUCGAAGCUACUGAACCGAUUUGGAUGAAAUUUGGUACAGCGAUAGACUAGAGCUUGGGAAAGGACAUAGACUACAUUUUAUCCCGGAAAAAUCCAAAGUUCCCGCGGGAUUUAUGAAAAACUGAAAUUUACUUCGAUGAGCUACAGCAGGUUUAUUUUGCCAUAGAAAUCUUCCUCGAAAUAGGAUACAUAUGAAAUGUUGGAACGGGAAUAGGAUAUGAGAUAAUCUUCAAUUGAAAAGUUACUUAUUUUAAAAUACCCGUUAUCUACGCCGACGAAGUCGCGGGAAUCAGCUAGUACUACCAUAAAGAUGAAAGUUAUAUAAAUAUAUUAUAUAAAUAUAUAAAAAUAAUUUACAUACAUGAUAUUGGUUUUUUCUUCUGAAAAUUUUUGUAACAAAAGUCUAUAAAUUAUUGUCUUACAAUAUAAAAUCUGCUGUAUUUAUAAUAUAUAGUAUAGUAAAUUGAAAUUUCAA
This is a messenger RNA of Leptidea sinapis, 3145 nucleotides long. Its product is annotated as carboxypeptidase B-like. Gene Ontology annotation, molecular function: zinc ion binding; metallocarboxypeptidase activity. Gene Ontology annotation, biological process: proteolysis. The transcript has 5 exons. The record is from RefSeq and is a predicted model, not a curated record. The coding region runs from base 28 to 1248 and encodes 406 amino acids. Lineage: Eukaryota; Metazoa; Arthropoda; Insecta; Lepidoptera; Pieridae.